Messenger RNA from Strongylus vulgaris, 354 nucleotides. The record is from the annotation of a GenBank genome assembly. NCBI's taxonomy places the organism in Eukaryota, Metazoa, Nematoda, Chromadorea, Rhabditida, Strongylidae.
AUGGCAAAGGUGCCAAAUCUGAGCGAAAAACGUCGAUGUCAAGUACGACGUAUCAUGGAUAUCACACUAUCCGAAUCGCUUUGUGCAGUUGACGAUUCGAUGAGCGUUCGAACUUUGGAGGAUCUUCAACGUCUUAUUCGAAAAGACCGAGAAAUCGUAUCCAGUGCCGGAGCUACAUCAGCCAACAGAUUUACGCUAUGCGAUGGUGAAGAUUGGUGUUCAGUACCUUUGGGAUUACUACCUGGGACUUCAGUAGACACUUUUUCGCUCAUCUUGGAUGAGGAUUGGUUUAGAGCUCAAAAACGCCAAAGAACUGAAAAUGUUGAUCUCAGUGUGAUUGAGGAGGACCAUUGA